Messenger RNA from Symbiodinium natans, 1068 nucleotides. NCBI's taxonomy places the organism in Eukaryota, Dinophyceae, Suessiales, Symbiodiniaceae. The record is from the annotation of a GenBank genome assembly.
AUGGUUAAGACGGCUAAGCCUGCGACCUCCUCGGGCAAGUUUGCUGCAAAAGCAGUGAAGAGGGAGCCCAAGGCCGCUGCCAAGAGGACGGCCAAGGCGCCCACACCCAAGUCGCAAGCAGUGAAGACCGAGCCAACAGAAGCAGUGGGCAAGAUCGGCAUGGAGAGAGGCCAGCUGUCGGGACUGCUGACCUCGCUGUCCUACCAGUGCAAGGCCAAGAAAGCCACCCCCGAGCACAGAGCAGCAGCAGCGAAGAUCCUCAGCGACUACAAGGCAGCAGACGUGAGUGGCAAGAGCAAGAUCUUGGAGAAGCUUGUGCAGAGUGGCAUGCACUGCUUGGACUGGGCCAACGAGCUGACGAAGAACACGGAGGUUCAACACGAGGAAGCGAAUGAGUUUCUGAAAGGCUUCAUGACCCGGUCCAAAAUCCUGGAGCUCAAUGGCCUGAACGAAAGCAACCUUUCAGAGCAGGUGGCAGCCGACACCUUGCAGGACCUCCUGAGAGAGUCCGAGGAAAGGUUCAAGCACACCAGGCAAGAGCAGCCGCACAAGAACAAACUCCUGCAUCGCUACUUCUACAAGAUGCAGAAGGAGAGCACAGAGAGAGACUCUGCCACCGACACGACUCGGCACAGUCAGACGGGAACCAUGGAUGGUGAAUUGGGCUCGUUGAUGGAUGCCUUCGGCAGUGGUGCCACUUCCAGCAUUGAGGUGGACAUGAAGGGUGCCUUCAACAAGAACGUCCUGCUGCUUAAGCAGUACAAGCCGAAGCUCAACAAGCUGCACCAGGAAGGCCUCGAUUGCUGCCUCGCCUGCGAACCCACGAAGAACGUGGUCGUACCGGGACGAAUCGUUUGGGCACACAUUGUCGAAGCAUGCUGUUCGCAGGGGCGGGGAGUUCAGCAUGCUCGGAGUUUCAAGGGCAAUGUUGCAGAAGUUUGCAGCAAGCAAUCCAAAACCACCACUUUUGCGAGCCAGCUCAGUCAAAAAAAGGCUUCAGACCGUGCUUUAUUAGCCUCUGUCACGAGACAUCAUCUUGCAUGUACCACACCAAAAACCUUUAAUUAA